CGCCUGGAGCCGGGUCACGGCGCGGCCGCCGGAGGGGAGGGGGCGGCGGUGCCCGCCGGGGGUUUCUCACCUUGCCGCUGCGGCCGGGCACAGACGCGCGGCGGAGAGUUGAGCGUGGAGGAAGUUUGGGGGAGUAACUCGGCGGCUCCGACUGCUGUUUCGGGAGGGAUUUUUAUGUGUUCUUUUUUAUUUUAUUUCAUUUUCUUGCCCGGCUCACAACUCCCUCAGCCGCUCGGGCAGCCCGCACGAGCAGCGCACGCAGUGCGGGCGGCAGGCAGAGCCGGGGAGGGCAGCAGCUCGGCGGGCAGAGCCGCGUUUCUUCGCAGAGCCGCGGUCCCGUGCACAGCGGAUCCCAAUGCAACUGCUCAUCCUCCUCCUCCUCUACGCCGUCGUCUGCGCGAACUUUUGCAGCCGUCAGGGCACCACCGCCCCUGCCCAAAGCGGAUCUAUCAGAGCCCUGCGCUCCUCCAACGUCAGGCGGGAUGAGAGCAAUCACCUCACAGACUUGUACCGAAAAGAAGAGACCAUCAGUGUGGCAGGGAAUGGCUGCAUCCACAGUCCUCGCUUCCCGAGCAGUUACCCCAGGAACCUCCUGCUGACGUGGCGGCUUCACUCCCCGGAGAGCACCAGGAUCCAGCUGGCUUUUGAUCAUCAGUUUGGACUGGAGGAGCCCGAAAAUGAGAUCUGCAGGUAUGACUUUGUGGAAGUGGAAGAUUUAUCAGAGACCAGCACAGUUAUACGAGGACGGUGGUGUGGGCACAAGGAAGUACCUCCAAGAAUAACAUCAAGAACAAAUCAGAUAAAGAUAACCUUCAAAUCCGAUGACUAUUUUGUGGCUAAACCAGGAUUCAAGAUUUGUUACUCCCUUGUGGAUGAUUUCCAGCAUGCAGCCUCAGAAACCAACUGGGAAUCAGUCACAAGCUCUGUCUCAGGGGUCUCCUAUCCCUCUCCAUCAGUGACCGACCCUACGCUCACAGCAGAGGCCUUGGAUCAGACUAUUGCUGCAUUUGACACUGUGGAAGAUCUGCUUAAACACUUCAAUCCAGACUCCUGGAAAGAAGAUCUCGAAAAUUUGUACACAGAAAGUGGCCACCAUUAUCGAGGCAGGAGCUACCAUGAUAGGAAGUCCAAAGUUGACCUGGACAGGUUGAAUGACGAUGUGAAGCGCUACAGUUGCACUCCGAGAAACUACUCUGUCAAUUUAAGGGAAGAACUGAAGCUGACAAAUGCCGUGUUCUUCCCUCGCUGCCUCCUUGUCCAGCGCUGUGGAGGAAAUUGUGGCUGUGGGACUUCAAACUGGAAAUCCUGCACAUGUGUGUCCGGGAAAACAGUGAAAAAAUAUCAUGAGGUGCUGAAAUUUGUCCCUGAGGCUGAGCAUCCCCGAAAGAAAGGCAAAGCAAGAAAGAACAUGGCUUUAGUAGAUAUACAGUUGGAUCAUCACGAUCGUUGUGAUUGUAUCUGCAGUUCAAGACCACCCCGAUAAAAAAUAAAAAAAAGAAAGAAAGAAAGAAAAACGUAAUUGCAGCUUACCAGACAUUUACUUUUAAGCAGGAUUGCUCUGAGGACCUUUAGUCACUAAUCAUUUGAACUUUGCUACUAGCCUGCCUUUGCAAUUAGAAGAACUGAUUGCUGUGUUUCAGCAUAGCUGGGCUGAUUAGUGCCAUGGCAGCUAAAGAAGCAUAUCAUACAUUUAUAUAUCAGCAUCCAGGAAUUAUGGUCACUAUAGCUAGAGUCUGAGGGUUGAGAUUUUCAAAGGUCACUUACAGUUUUUACGUGCACAAGGCCCACAGAAGUUGUGUAAGCUGGCAGUGAAAGAGCAUUUGUUGUGUUUCUGCAAAUGUCUCACCAUUUCCUAUGCUCAAAUUCUCCUGCCAUUUCUACCUGUUGAACUCUCCUGUCAGUAGAAUUUUGUGGGUAUAAAUGAAAGAAGAAUUUGAGCCCAUGCAAUUGUAAAUUGGUUAAUCCAGCUCUGAAAAUGAACUUGCCAGCAUCCCCUCUCAGAAGAGUGCUGUGCAAUGAGAAAAAUCCUUUAUUACAUGAAAUAAAACACCAGGAGAGUCAAAUCUCACUAUCUGUCCUCAAGCAGAUCUUGUGCCAAAAUUAGUAAAUGCUUUGCAUAAGCUGGGACACUGGUGGUGGUAGGGGGUACAGGGGCACCUUUGCCACAGUGACUCUACAGGAACCAUCGUCCAUAUCCUUCUCCAGGCGUGGUGAGAUGUGGCCCUCCAGGUCCCCUGUGGGCUGGGGCUGCUUCUGAUCUCUGUCCAGUCCCCUCCUUGCCAUAGCUGGAGAAGUGCCAUGUCUCCCUAAGCAGGCAAUGAAGAUAGGGCACUUGUUUGUUGAAAAUAUUGAUUUGUGUUGUAGUUGUGUUACUGGGAAACUAAACUGUGCUUGAGAUUUAAUUAUCGUUACUUGGUUUGGGGUUCAUUUGUUUGUUUGUUUUAAAUAUGGAUUAUUAUAACUUUGUCAUAUAUCCAUUAAUCUUAGUUAUCUGAGGCUUGUUGUUUCACUUCAGCUAUUGUGUAUUGCCAUGGUUAAACUGUUAACAGUGAAUUUCUUUUAGAUUGCAUUUUGCUGAGGCAUAUUAACUCAUUAAGCAAUGUCUGUCUGUCAUGGAAAGUGUGCAUCAUUUAUUAACAAGCACAAGAAUAUUAUAAACACCACCUCAGAAUAAAAUAAGCACUGUAAAAGCUACGACAUAGCUUCCUAUGCCUUUUUAAAUAUUAUGAAAGUGCUCUCCAUGAGAAAGGAAAAAACAUCCUUCAAGCUAGCUUUAAGGCUAUAAAAUGCUGCUCCAGAAAUUGUUCAGAGUGAAACACAGGCAGAUUGAAGUUUAUGGAAGAACUGGAGUUUUUACCAUGAAUGUAGCUGAAAGAAUGGGGUGGCAUGUUUAAUGGUUGAGGUUUUAUAUUUAAGAGCAGAUACAGACUGCAGUGGUUCGUCUUGUUCGUGUUGCCUCUUGGGUUUCUGCCUCUUUGAAAGAGCCAAGUAGUUUGACAUUAGUGGAAACUGGCAUGUGUUAUAGUAUAAUACUGAGAUUCUUUAAGCCAGUAUGUUUUAGUAAUAUACGGUUUUGUUAUAGAAGUGCAGUAAUGUUUUAACAGCCUCUUUAUCAGCUCAAGUAUUUUAUAAGUGCUCUUUUAUAAUUUUAACAAAACUUUACUGAAACAUCCCUUAGAAAUGCUGUGUUGCUUUCCUUCUUGUAUUUUAACAUUUAAGAUUCAAAAUGUGUGGGUUUUUUUUUUAUUAUUAU
Phasianus colchicus (ring-necked pheasant) is the source of this 3253-nucleotide messenger RNA. RefSeq names its product platelet derived growth factor D (gene PDGFD). Gene Ontology annotation, molecular function: platelet-derived growth factor receptor binding; growth factor activity. NCBI's taxonomy places the organism in Eukaryota, Metazoa, Chordata, Aves, Galliformes, Phasianidae. The record is from RefSeq and is a predicted model, not a curated record. Gene Ontology annotation, cellular component: membrane. Gene Ontology annotation, biological process: platelet-derived growth factor receptor signaling pathway; positive regulation of cell population proliferation; positive regulation of ERK1 and ERK2 cascade.